Molecule: messenger RNA, 3640 nt
Organism: Phoenix dactylifera (date palm)
Lineage: Eukaryota; Viridiplantae; Streptophyta; Magnoliopsida; Arecales; Arecaceae
Product: chloride channel protein CLC-c-like
Biological process (GO): chloride transport; transmembrane transport
Cellular component (GO): intracellular membrane-bounded organelle; plant-type vacuole membrane
Molecular function (GO): voltage-gated chloride channel activity
Source: RefSeq, a predicted model, not a curated record
UUCCAGUCGCCUCUCGCUCUUUAUAAUGUAAGACUGCCUUUUGUCGUAAUCCCUUAUCAACGGGUGUCUCGUGCCCCAAUUGUUUUCCCCUUGUAACUCACGGAGAAGAAGGAAAAGAGAAGAGAAAGCGAUCUUUCAACCGAAAAAAAUAAAACUAAAUGUUUCUCCGGCUCUCUCCACGAUUCGAUCAAUCCAGUUGAGUAUUUUUUGGGGCCAUAUUUCUCCUUCCAAUGAUCCAAUUCUAAGUCGCGGCAGAUGGUAUCCUGCUCCCUAGCUUUCGAUCGCAAGAAGACGCCCACAUCGUAAAUCCAGGGAUUUUGAGAACUAUCGGAGGAAUCGAGAGGGGAAGAGCGUCCGAGAAUUCUCUCCACCUCUUCGGAGCCAAGGUGGAAUAGGAGGGAUAAGAAAGGAGGGCUGUCUCCUGUCUGUCUUAAGGGAGGGAGGGAAUAAGGAGGUGGAAAAAUGGAUAAUAGAGAGGGGAAUAACGACAUAGAGAGCAUGGAGGGACUGGGGAGGGAGGUAGAGAGGAACGGGUCGGGGUUUGAGGACGAGAAGGAGGCAGGGAUGAGGCAGCCACUGCUGCUGAGGAAGAGGACCAUGAACACAACCUCCCAGAUUGCCAUAGUUGGUGCCAAUGUUUGCUCCAUUGAAAGCUUGGAUUAUGAAAUUGUGGAGAAUGAUCUUUUUAAGCAAGACUGGAGAUCAAGGAAAAAGGUUCAGAUAUUUCAAUACAUUGUCCUCAAGUGGACUCUUGCACUUCUUAUAGGCUUGGGAACUGGACUUGUCGGCUUCUUCAACAAUCUUGCAGUUGAGAAUAUUGCCGGAUUCAAAUUGUUGCUAACUAGUGACCUUAUGCUUGAGCAUAGGUUCUUUGCAGCAUUUUUGGCAUAUUCUGGUUGCAAUUUAGUAUUGGCAGCAGCAGCUGCAGCCAUCUGUGCUUACAUUGCACCUGCAGCUGCUGGUUCUGGUAUACCUGAAGUGAAGGCAUAUCUCAAUGGAAUUGAUGCUCAUUCUAUAUUAGCUCCGAGUACGCUUUUUGUAAAGAUAUUUGGUUCAGUUCUUGGAGUUUCUGCUGGAUUUGUAUUGGGCAAGGAAGGGCCUAUGGUACAUACAGGAGCAUGCAUUGCCAACUUACUUGGUCAGGGUGGGUCUCGCAAGUACCACCUGACAUGGACAUGGCUCAGGUAUUUUAAGAAUGAUAGGGAUCGCCGAGAUUUGAUCACCUGCGGGGCUGCAGCUGGAGUGGCAGCUGCCUUCCGAGCACCUGUGGGUGGUGUCCUCUUUGCUCUUGAAGAAGCAGCAUCUUGGUGGCGAAGCGCUCUCCUGUGGAGGACAUUCUUCACAACAGCUGUUGUUGCUGUGGUAUUAAGAGCUUUGAUAGAAUACUGCCGCAGUGGAAAAUGUGGUCUCUUCGGGGAAGGAGGACUAAUAAUGUUUGACCUUAGUUCAACCAUCACUACGUAUAGUACUCCAGAUCUAGUAGCAAUUUUGGUCCUUGGAGUCAUUGGGGGUGUAUUCGGAGGCCUCUACAACUAUCUAUUGGACCGGAUCCUUCGCACCUACAGCAUCAUUAAUGAGAAAGGUGCUCCAUUCAAGAUACUUCUCACUAUCACCAUAUCUCUCCUCACCUCAUGCUGUUCCUAUGGACUCCCUUGGCUUGCCAGGUGCAUUCCAUGCCCAGCAGAUCUCCAAGACCAAUGUCCCACCAUUGGCCGCUCAGGCAACUUUAAGAAUUUCCAGUGCCCCCCAGGUCAUUACAAUGACCUUGCCUCCCUAUUUCUUAACACCAAUGAUGAUGCCAUCCGCAACCUAUUCAGUGGUAACACUGACAACGAGUUCCACAUGUCCACCCUUUUUGUCUUUUUCACUGCCAUUUAUUUCCUUGGCCUUGUAACAUAUGGAGUUGCUGUCCCUUCUGGUCUCUUCGUUCCCGUUAUACUCGCUGGUGCUUCCUAUGGCCGCAUUAUAGGGACUCUUCUGGGUCCCAUCUCUGACCUAGAUACUGGCCUCUUUGCCCUGCUCGGGGCAGCAUCUUUUCUUGGUGGAACUAUGAGAAUGACUGUCUCAGUCUGUGUUAUUCUUCUGGAGCUCACCAAUGAUCUUCUAAUGCUCCCCUUGGUCAUGCUUGUUCUUCUGGUAUCCAAAACAGUAGCUGAUGGUUUCAACCUAGGGGUCUAUGAUCAGAUUGUUAAGAUGAAGGGCUUGCCAUACAUGGAGGCUCAUGCAGAGCCCUACAUGAGGCACUUGGUCGCUGGAGAUGUGGUCUCAGGCCCGCUCAUCACUUUUUCUGGUGUGGAGAAGGUGGGGAACAUAGUGCAUGCAUUGAGGUUGACAGGCCAUAAUGGAUUUCCAGUGAUUGAUGAGCCACCUUUCUCAGAUGCACCUGAGUUGUGCGGGCUUGUCUUGAGGUCUCAUCUGCUUGUGUUGUUAAAAGGGAAGAGGUUCACUAAAGAGAGGGUGAGAACUGGGGUGACGGAGUUAUUACAGAGAUUUGGUGCUUUUGAUUUUGCCAAGCCUGGAUCAGGUAAAGGAUUGAAGUUUGAAGACUUGGACAUCCAGGAGGAGGAAAUGGACAUGUACGUGGAUCUGCACCCAAUCACGAAUACAUCACCAUACACGGUGGUUGAGACAAUGUCACUGGCAAAAGCUGCAGUGCUUUUUCGGCAGCUUGGACUCAGGCACCUUUGCGUUGUGCCAAAGACACCAGGGAGGCCUCCCAUUGUCGGAAUUCUUACGCGGCAUGACUUCGUGCCAGAGCACAUUCUUGGACUGUUCCCACAUUUCAACCCUCACAAGUAGGCUAAGGAAGCAGUGGUGCAAGUUUCUCUUCCCCUUGGUUUGUCAAAAUUGCUGCUAUUAUUAUUAUAUAUACAUAUUUUUAAAGUGAGUUUUACCCUCCCGUAUGUUUUUCCCCUUUUCUUUUGAGGUGGAUGAAGGUCCAUUUGCGAGCUCAAAAUCUGCUUGGAAGGAACUGAGUUUAAACAUCAAUUGUUGAAUUUGCUCCAUGUGACAUUUUGAUGUGUUCCAUAUUUUUUCAGGAGAAUUAUAUUACUUUGAUUGAUACAAGAGCUUUAAUAAUCUGCAGUCAAUUGUUUGGUAGCACAUCAUGUUUAGCUUUCCUACACUUACAACGAAAAGAGCUUUAUAUCUUUAGAUGGUUGAAAUACAUUACUGCAAAUUUUCAGUCCAGUGGAUGGACUGAAUACUGAGAUAAAUUUUGUUAAAUGCUAGAACAUAUAUUUGAUGUUUACAGGGUAGACAAGACCAUCCCUGCAAGAAUUUUUGUCAAGGAUGGCUUCGUAUAUGGUUGAUAGUUAUAGAGGGCACUGCAAGGAGGAAUUUGCUCUCAAUAUAGGAUGAACUGCUGUUUGUUUGCAUGGCAAUAAUUUCUGACCUGAUUUGUCUUUUGAUAUAGACCUUGGGACCUAAACAGAUCUGGGUUUUGGAACAUGGCCUUGCUCACUAACCAAGAGGUAGUAGAGCGCUGAUUCAAGGCUGGCUCAUAUUGUAACCAAAAAAAAUUGGCUUUUAUUUUCUGUCGAGGUCUUGUACAUAUCUCAUUCUUUUGAACUUGUACAUAAAUCUGGGGCCCUAUGUGUGGUGCAGUUAAUCUAAUUAUCUAAAACCAGCAGUUAAGAAU